Molecule: messenger RNA, 1155 nt
Organism: Papaver somniferum (opium poppy)
Lineage: Eukaryota; Viridiplantae; Streptophyta; Magnoliopsida; Ranunculales; Papaveraceae
Product: structural maintenance of chromosomes protein 5-like
Exons: 9
Coding region: 247-771 (174 amino acids)
Biological process (GO): double-strand break repair via homologous recombination
Cellular component (GO): Smc5-Smc6 complex
Molecular function (GO): ATP binding; ATP hydrolysis activity
Source: RefSeq, a predicted model, not a curated record
CAACGAGUACAUCCUUAAUCAAUACUAAUGCAAAUUUUCAACAUAGAUGCCUGCUACGAUCGAGGAUUUGGAAGCUGCAAUUCAAGAUAAUAUUUCUCAAGCAAAUUCCAUUCUAUUUCUGAACCACAAUAUUCUGGAAGAAUAUGAAAGCCGCCAGCAAAAGAUAGAAGCCAUUGCUAAGAAGCUGGAAGCUGACGAGGAGGAGCUAAAGAGGUGUGUGGCUGAAAUAGACAUCUUGAAGGAAAAAUGGCUCCGACGCUAAGAAAUCUUGUAGCUCAAAUAAAUAAGACAUUUAGUCAAAACUUUCAAGAGAUGGCUGUUGCAGGAGAAGUUUCAUUGGACGAGCGUGAUAUGGAGUUCGAUAAAUUUGGGAUACUUAUCAAAGUAAAGUUCAGACAAGCAGGACAGCUUCAAGUCCUAAGUGCUCAUCAUCAAUCAGGAGGGGAGCGCUCUGUUUCUACUAUUCUUUAUCUGGUUUCACUUCAAGACCUUACAAAUUGUCCUUUUCGCGUGGUUGAUGAGAUCAAUCAAGGGAUGGACCCUAUCAACGAAAGGAAAAUGUUCCAGCAGCUAGUGAGAGCAGCCAGCCAGAUCAAUACACCACAGUGUUUCUUGCUAGCACCAAAGUUGCUGCCGGAUUUGGUAUAUAGCAAAGCAUGUAGCAUGUUAACCAUUAUGAACGGCCCUUGGAUCAAUGAUGUUACGAAAGCAUGGAGCGGGGGUGAUAGUUGGGGAACGGUAAUGGGAUUGGCUGGAGAGAGAAUACAUUGAAUGACAAAGAUGUCUCUAAUUAGAAGUCGCCGUCUGAAGGGUAAACUGGUAGCAGAAGAACCGUUCUUAUGAUACAAAAUCUAGGCAAGGAACCCUAGUUCUGUGUUUUUUGCAAUUCUUGAUAAGCUGUUGAAGAAAAUUCAGAAACGGAGUGGCAUGUCAUUCACUAACUACUGCUUGCAGAGUUAGUCAAGUAAGAUCGUGGAUAAACUCAAUUGAGUCCAACUCCAGUGUGCCAACACUUAUAUUUUGACAUGCGUUUAUGAGAAUCUAGCUAUUUGUGAUUGCUUCCAAGAAACCGGCACUUCAAACAUAUACUGAUAUACAUGAAUAAUAGAUUAUAGGGGUUAGUUGUGGGAGAGUUCGAGAGAUUUUAAUGUAUUU